GCAAUGCGGCUUUUAGUUUUCGCGAGUUGUUCGUUGAUGUCGGAUCGCGCGUGGUGAAGUUUGGUGACGGUCUUCACUUUGAAAGUGGUCGAGCACAAAGUAGCGUCGAAUGGUUUCACGUCGCGUAUAAAUUUGAUGGUACAGUGAAUUUACCGGGAUUGUAUGUUUUAAUUGUUACCAGUGAAAACGUACGUGUUUUUACCAUUUUUUUACAUGUCUGUGGAAUGUGCACUCAAUGGUGAACUGCUCAAUCGCUUGAGUGAGUGAGUGAGUCACCGAAACAAGACAAGAAGAAUAGAAGAAUAGAAUACCAAAUUCAACGGAUAUGACAAGAACUGCUGCACUACAGAUUGAAAAUUGAGAUAUGUUUUUAGUCGCAUGGUGCAGUUGUCCUAAACGACUAUACAAUUUGCGGAUAAAAGAACCGUCACCAUUCGUCAUGCGCUGAACCCCACGCGGAGACUCAACACAAGUUCGACCCAGUCCAGUCAGUCAGUGCUCCAAGUCCGGAUUGUAUGUUAGUAGCCGACUUUGACGAGAGGCGUAUAAUCAAAGCUAAUACGAAACGAGCCCCGAUAUACACACAUCCAGCGAAUACACCCUGCCCUACACAGUGUUCUUCCGGGAGGCAUCAAGCAAGCAGCAGCGGCGCGAUGAGGAAUGAUGAUUCCGUCGUCAUCGACCGCGAAGCCAGCCACUGAGCCGGCACCGACCAAAACGACAGCGAGCUGAGAGUUGAUGUCAUUACAGCUUGAGCCCGCAAGCCGGCGACAUCCACACAAGUGGACGCGCGCGCGAAACGACCGACCCAUUCUUCAGUGCGAGUGUGAAUCGAGCCGGGAUUGGAUGUGCCCGCGGCUUACUGCUAUGUGGCGGGCGGAUUGAAGAGUCUUCGGUCCUAUCGCUGUUUAGUGCGCGGUAAAAGUGAAUUUCGCAUAAUAAAACCGAGGAGUUUUUAUAGUGAUUGUUUCUGCGAGAAAGAUGUGAUUUAAGCCAAUGCCAAGCUGCUGUGAAAAGUAAUUAUUGAUUGUCGAGAAAGGUGCAGAAGAAUCCCAGUGAAGCAGCAGAUGUUUUAAGUGAAAGUAUGAAAAGCUGUGUGUUUACGAAGAAAAGAAAGGUUAAUUGUAAGUGGUGAUCAUAAGUUUUAGCAAAAGUUGAAUGUUUUUCGUGAUUCUACGUAUGAUUCGUUACCGGCCUACGAUUCGUUCGGUGUGAUGUACGAAAAACUUGACUGGUAGUGAUAAAUCAUCGUUUGCUAAUUAUCUCAACAAACAACAAGUCAACUCAACCUCCACCGCAUCGGCAGUCAGUCGACCGCCACUCUACUAACUACUGAGCUUACCUACCAAGGUACUAACUAAGCACCAAGCAGAAACCAUCGGGCUAGUCACGCAAAAUGACCGUCACCUACACCGCCGAAGUUGCCACAUGUCGAGGCUUCGGCUGCUUUCUGAAGCUGCUGGUCAGAUGGCGUGGCAGUAUUUAUAAGCUGGUUUGGCUGGACCUAACCUGUUUUCUACUGUUGUAUUAUAUUCUCAACAUAACUUAUCGACUAGUUCUAGAUGAGUACCAGAAAAAGAUUUUCGAAGACAUCGCUCAAUAUUGUGCCACCUAUAGUAAUCUAAUUCCACUAUCGUUCGUGCUUGGUUUCUACGUCACCAUCGUAAUGACUCGAUGGUGGAACCAGUACACCAGUAUACCCUGGCCGGACCCGAUAGCAGUAUUCGUCAGUGCCAAUAUUCACGGACAGGAUGAACGAGGUCGCGUGAUGCGUCGGACGAUCAUGCGAUAUGUGUGCUUGUGCUUCACCAUGGUGUUAACGAACAUUUCGCCCCGAGUGAAGAAGCGGUUUCCCACGAUUGAUCACCUGGUCGAGGCCGGUUUGCUCAACGAGAACGAACAUAAGAUCAUGCACGAUCUGAACCAAAAGUUUCCUCGACACUCCAAACACUGGCUGCCGAUCGUAUGGGCCGCUAGUAUUGUGACCAGGGCGCGGAAGGAAGGUCGUUGCCGAGAUGAUUUCGCCGUCAAGACGAUCAUCGACGAGCUGAACAAAUUCCGGGGACAGUGCGGCUUGCUGAUCUCCUACGACACCAUCAGUGUUCCUUUGGUGUAUACUCAAGUGGUGACGCUGGCCGUUUACUCCUACUUUCUGUUUUCGGUUAUGGGACAGCAAUGGGUGUCGUCGAAGGAAAACGUCACAGGGGUUGUGACCAGAAUCGACCAAUACUUCCCCAUAUUCACAACGCUGCAGUUUUUCUUCUACAUGGGAUGGCUUAAAGUGGCCGAAUCGCUGAUCAAUCCAUUCGGUGAGGAUGAUGACGAUUUCGAAGUGAACUGGAUGAUCGAUCGAAACGUUCAGGUUUCGUAUCUGAUUGUGGACGAAAUGCACCACGAACAUCCAACGUUGGUGAAGGAUCAAUACUGGGAGGAAGGCUUCCCGGCAGAGUUGCCCCAUACGGUGGCAUCAGCUGAGAUUAAGGAAGAACCACCGGCACCAUCUACCGACAAUAUUACGGUCAAUCGGAAACAGGCCGAAGUGAUAUCAGUGGUACCAUCGUCGGUGCGGGUGGACGAAAUGGUCGGUAAAAAGAGUCAAAAUGUUGACUACACAUUCCCUGAACAGCAGGGAAUGCUAGACGACGAGGCCGAUGACACCGCAAGUGGAAAUCCACUUUUCACGUAUGUGAACACGGAUGACCCGCGUCAACACAGUGGCGUCGCAUUGAAACGCUUCUUCAGUAAGGACGAAGGUCACAGUGCUAGCAGACCACAGAGUGCUACACCGGAGGCCCAAACCGGCCAUCCGAUUCCCAGGGUCGCAAGCUCGUCCAAUCUCGGACAGCGACUUCCCGACCGAGGAAGUGUUCGCAUAACGGAUCAAGUCAUCGAGGAGGUUGAUGAACAACAGAUGACCAUCACUUCGGUUCAGGCAAAUGAUGCCCGACCCAUGGCUGCUAGCCUGUGGGAACAAGGUCCUCCAAAGCCUACCGAGCCGGUAGAUGUUCCUCAACCGGCUUAUAAACGAACCCAGUCUGCAGUGGCACAUGGUCCGUAUAGUUCCACCGCCAUAUUCCCACCUGGUGGCGUAGAAUCUUUGCUUAGCGCAUCAGCACCCGUAGGAGGACGCUUCGAAACGACUUUUGUUCCCAUUGACAGCCAUAGGGACGAACCACACUUCACGGACAGCAAAGAAUCGACUAAAACCAUCGACGACGGUUUGGAUGGUGGCCCCGAUGGGACAUGAGUGAAGCAGAUGACUUCGAAAGGUUACGUCAGGCACGUGAAAAAGAGCGUGCCGAACGCCAAAAGGUUUAAACUAGCAAGAUCGGUCAGCGGACUGGCGCCCAUAGAUACCGAUAUUUUGCUAGAAAAACUGACCAAAACCGCAGAACAACAACAAGCAGCAAGAAGCUGGUCCGUCUGGCACGGAUACACCAGACACUCACCGACAUUCCGGAGUGCCUGCCGCACACCAACAAGCCGACACCACCUUAUGAUUCUACGUCUCCGACGAAGACAACGUGAUCGUGGUCAACGUAAAGGACGGUAGCUAGUAUUAGGGAGAAAUUUGUGAAUCUGUUUGUCCAGGUUGGCAUUGGCAUUGAAAGAUUCACAACUUUUUAUAAUUUGUUAUUUUUAUAUUUUCGACAAUCACUAUAAAGUGAGCUUUUCGGACCAGUAUUUUAUCAGUUAUCUGAUUCUCGACUUUACCUUGUUAAGCACAAAAAAGUUAGAUAUUCAAAUUUACCAUAAUACAACUGUUGAAAAAAAAUGCUGUUAUAGUUUGCGUUCAGGCUAUGGCUUCUAUACCAAUAUUAUUCAACUAAAUUGCAUCAGAAAUAAUCAGAUAUUUCACAUGAAGAUAUCCAAUAUUACGCAUAUAAGCCAUAGUCUGAACAAAGCAUUAUGUACUCAAAAAAAGUUCUCGAUGAAUAUACUUCCUAUCAAUACGCUAAUGGAGCAUCAGAUAAAACAUUAACCCAGUGAUAUUUAAUUUAAAUUAGGCACAACAGUAGUUACUACAAAGCUUGUAAAGAUAAAACAAUAAUCACGUGGCUUUAGGAGAGGAACAUUCUAAUUCGAGAUGCCUUUAGAACAAACAAAAAAAAUCGCCUGCCUUGUGAUAGCGCGAUUCGACUUUUGUAACACUUAUUUUCUGCGCGCAGUUUGUCGAUAUUAGCAUCCAAUCUCGUUUAGAUAUUUCGAAUAAAAAUGGCUAAAAACACAUUACUAUACAAACAUUACUGCAUAUUUGCAACUAUAAAUGGAUAGAAGUAGCAUCCUUCCUAGAAGGUUUUAUGCGCAUUUUUCGGCGAAGUCCAAAUACGACAAAACUUAACUUGAAACAAAUGAUUAUACUAUCGGAAUACAAAUAAAAGACAAACAAAACUUA
Messenger RNA from Aedes aegypti (yellow fever mosquito), 4396 nucleotides. Its product is annotated as bestrophin-4-like. The record is from RefSeq and is a predicted model, not a curated record. Lineage: Eukaryota; Metazoa; Arthropoda; Insecta; Diptera; Culicidae. Gene Ontology annotation, molecular function: chloride channel activity.